Molecule: messenger RNA, 988 nt
Organism: Scaptodrosophila lebanonensis
Lineage: Eukaryota; Metazoa; Arthropoda; Insecta; Diptera; Drosophilidae
Product: INO80 complex subunit B
Exons: 2
Coding region: 18-938 (306 amino acids)
Biological process (GO): chromatin remodeling
Cellular component (GO): Ino80 complex
Source: RefSeq, a predicted model, not a curated record
CAAAGCUAAAACAUAAAAUGGGAAAAACGGAAGAUCGCCGCUCCAAACGGAGCAAGCGCCAAAAGCCAGCUAGGUUCGCCACAGACUCGCCAACACCUUCAGUCAAAAAUGAUGUGGUUGAAGUGGUGGAGCCUUCAACACCGACGCCGUUGCCGCAGCCUCCCCUACAAACGGCAUCUCCAGUCACGCCGAUUAAAAAGGGUAACAUCCUGGAAUUUCCCAGCCUACGUACACGACCAACUCCCGCCUCUGCUUCCAACAAGAAACCACAACAAACCUCAACGUCUCCCAACGCCGCUGCGAAAAAGCCGAAGAAGCGUCGUAACAGCGAUACGUCCAGCGAUGAGGAACGCUGGCUGAAUGCCAUUGAGACUGGCAAGUUGGACGAUGUCGAUGAGGAGCUGAAGAAAAUAAAGGAUCCAAAGCUGAUGACGGCGCGUCAACGCGCCAUGUACGAACGCUCGCAGGACGCCGAACCGGCGUUGGCAGGCUUUGUAGAAGAGCUCAUCGCAUUGCCUAGCGGCUACCGUGAAAAAGAGAAGCCACAAACCGCCGAGGAAAUCCAAAAGGCAGCUCUCAAAUCACAGAAACGCAAACAACAGGCCGACGAGCGUCGCGAAAAGGAUAAACAGAAAACAAUGGAGCGUUUAUUAAAAAAGCAAGAGAGUGGCAAGCAGCGCAUUGCUGCGCGCAACAAGCAAAGCCAGAAGCCCGCAUUCCCAACCCUCACCUAUAAAAAUACAUUGGAGGGCGCAUACAUAAUAGUUCCGCCACACCACGAGUUUCCGCUGCAGGCACAAACAGCGCGCACUCCUCCACCAGUCCAACUCUGUGGUGUCGCUGGUUGUGGCAAUCGCAAAGCUUACAGCUGCUCCAAGACCAACGUAGCACUCUGCAGUCUGAUAUGUUACAAAAAAAACCUUGCUUUAGUUCAAUAGUUUUAAAUUUGAAUAAAAUCGCUUUUAUUGGUUCAUCAAAAAGUUAUUAA